Messenger RNA from Chroicocephalus ridibundus (black-headed gull), 2311 nucleotides. RefSeq names its product complement C3a receptor 1 (gene C3AR1). NCBI's taxonomy places the organism in Eukaryota, Metazoa, Chordata, Aves, Charadriiformes, Laridae. Bases 265 to 1383 code for a protein of 372 amino acids. The record is from RefSeq and is a predicted model, not a curated record. Gene Ontology annotation, cellular component: plasma membrane. The transcript has 3 exons. Gene Ontology annotation, biological process: phospholipase C-activating G protein-coupled receptor signaling pathway; inflammatory response; positive regulation of cytosolic calcium ion concentration. Gene Ontology annotation, molecular function: complement component C3a receptor activity; G protein-coupled receptor activity; complement component C5a receptor activity.
UGUUCUGUAUUUGGUGAACUAAGCUGUCUCAAGCUGGGACAGAAGCUGAUCUGGAUUGAUAAGGAUCCCAGAAAUGGGAUUAGCUAGGUGAGCGUGCUGAUGUAAUAAAACGUGGAAGUGGCUACAAGACAACAGAUCAGACACCUGAUGGUGGCAUGGCAGAGUUUGGAAUUAUGAAUUACAUCAAGGAAAGUCACUCCAGAGACUGGACUGAUGGUACUUGCUCGCUGACACACCGAAAUAUCUGCUUCACUCAGCUACAGAAUGCCUCGGCUCCUGGGUAAUAGCAGUUCACGUGAAGAGGCUGCUGUAUAUUAUGCAUCAGGAUCCAUUGUCUCCAUGGCUAUCUUCAUCAUAGUUUUCAUUAUUGGUAUCCCAGGGAAUGGAUUGGUGAUCUGGGUGGCUGGUCUGAAAAUGAAAAGGUCUGUGAACAUUAUCUGGUUCCUAAACCUUGCUGCGGCUGACUUCAUGUGCUGCUUGUCCUUGCUGUUUUCCAUUGUUCACCUGGCCCUCCGUGAACACUGGCCGUAUGGUUGGUUCCUCUGCAAAGUCAUUCCAUCGGUCAUAAUCUUCACCAUGUUUGCUAGCGUCUUCAUACUCGUGGCCAUCAGCAUUGACCGCUGCCUCCUUGUGAUGAAACCUGUCUGGUGUCAAAACCAUCGAACAGGGAAAUUUGUGUCACUAAUAUGCAGUGGCAUUUGGAUCCUGGCCUUCAUUUUCUGCUGUCCUGUCCUUCACUACCGUGAGACUAGCACUCAUGAUGGCAAAACCGAGUGUGGGUACAAAUUUGGAGAUGAUGAAGUGCUAGAUUAUAUGAACGAUUCCAUAAAUGAGGUACUGGAAAAAUACUCAUUUUUAGCCUACAAUGGUAACGACUCAUGGGCAAAUUUCUAUGAAAGUGAUUAUUCUGUACCCCUUGCCAUAGUGGUCAUAAACAUCACUAGGGCUGUUUUUGGCUUUGUACUCCCCUUUGGCAUAGUGGCAUUUUGCUAUGCCCUUAUUGCUUUCAGAACGCGUGCCAACCGCUUUCACAAGCCACACAACAGGAUGCUGCGAACAAUUGUGCUCGUGAUAGCUGCAUUCUUCAUCUGCUGGGCUCCAUACCACGUAGUUGGGAUUCUGUCCCUUGUACCUACUCUUGAAACAGGACUGAGGGAGUCAUUGAUCCUCUGGGAUCACCUCUCUACAGCACUUGCCUAUGCCAACAGCUGCAUCAACCCCCUGCUCUAUGUUUUUGUGGGACGGGACUUCAGGGCAAAGGCACGGCAGUCAGUGCAAGGAAUCUUGGAAGGUGCCUUUACUGAGGAACCAAUGCAUUCAACCCCUUACUCCUUUGACAGAAGCAAGACUUCAACAGAGAAGGACAUCAGCAGCACAGUGUAAUGCAGGACUUCCCAUCACCACUGUAGAAAGAGCGAGCUAUGUCCUUGCGCAUCAAUCACUCUCCACUUAACAGCUUUUUUUUUUUUUUCUCCAACACAUUUGAUUAAUCUGCAGAUCCACACACGGGGCACGGAGAUGGUUCAGAUCAGAACGACUAACCCCCUUUACAUCCUGCUCUAGAGAGACGGGAAAUCGGAAGUACCAAGAGUAGUAAUGCGAGGGAAGGCUCUGGUGAAGCGGGAGACACAGGGUACUUUAAAGAAGAAAGCCGGCUUGCAGAAUGAUUUGUGGUGGGAUCAUGUAGUUUAACCUCUGAAUUGCUAGAUGAGAACGUCAUUAGAAUUAUUUGCAUAUGUCUGUUCUGUAUCUCCCGUCUCUGAUAAACUGCAGAUGAAACUAACUUUGGUGUCUCUCCUUGGAAUCUGUCAUGUCAUCUUUCCUCUCCUUUGGCUACGCUUGCUGUCUGAGGGUUUUUUUUCUCCUGAGGAUUUACUUAAGAGCGCAGUGCUACAUUUUCUGAUAGCAGUGCAUUAGAACAGCGCGUGGCCCUGUCAGCAGCAUUGAACUGAAUUUCAUGCCCUGGUAGAUGCCCAAGGUAUUUCUUUGUCCUAUCCAAUACUUCACUGUACAGUAGUACCUGGUCCAAUGCACAUGCUGUAGCUACGUUUGUUGGCAUGCACUCAGUCACUCCCUCCACAACCAGAGUCCCGCAUCUUCCUUUUAGGAAGUAGUCCAAGAUUAUCCAAAUAUACCCAUCGCGUUUUAAGAUGGCACACGUGCAGAAUUUGAGGAACUGCAGUCAUUGAUGAACCAGAUCAGGUGGCUGCUGGACUAUGAGCCAUUUGGUAAAACCCCUGGCAUUGAGAAGAGAUAACCUCUAGCCUGACCCUAAGGAGGUGGGGAAGAAGCCUGUUGCAGCACAGUCAUA